ACCCUUUCACUUUCGCUGCAUUCUGGGAAAUGAAGGUAGCAGGAAGCUAGAUUCGUUGCUUUGAUGACCUGUUGGCUGAACAGCAUUCUUCCAUCUGGAUUGGCAGUUUUAUCAUUGUGACAUGUAACCUGAGCAGAUUAUUUGACUUCAUUCCCACUCGUGCGCACACAAAGCAGAUGAAAUAUGACCGAAAACGUGAGCGUCAUCUUCAAACUUUACUGUCUAACAGUAAUGACACUGGUGGCAGCUACAUACACAGUGGCAUUACGGUACACAAGGACCAUUUCGUCCGGGGAUCUGUACUUCUCCACCACUGCAGUAUGCAUCACCGAGGUCAUUAAAUUAAUACUGAGUUUGGGAAUGCUGGCGAAAGAAACGGGAAGCCUUGUCAGGCUCAAGAACGCCAUCGAGGAACACAUAUUUUUCAGUCCAAAAGACCUCCUGAAGCUGAGCGUGCCUUCAAUAGUGUAUGCAGUUCAGAACAAUAUGGCCUUUGUUGCUCUGAGCAACCUUGAUGCAGCUGUUUACCAGGUGACCUAUCAGCUGAAGAUCCCCUGCACUGCUUUGUGCACAGUCUUUAUGCUGAAUCGCUCUCUCAGCCGACUGCAGUGGUUCUCAGUAUUCAUGCUCUGUGGUGGCGUUACACUCGUGCAGUGGAAACCUGCAGAGGCCACUAAAGUUCAGAUUGAGCAGAAUCCCUUAAUUGGGUUUAUUGCCAUUGCUGUUGCUGUCCUCUGCUCUGGAUUUGCAGGUGUGUACUUUGAGAAGGUCUUAAAGAGCUCAGAUACAUCUCUGUGGGUAAGGAACAUCCAGAUGUACCUGUCGGGCAUCGUGGUCACCCUUAUUGGUGUUUAUAUGAACGAUGGAGAUAAGGUCCUGGAAAAAGGCUUCUUCUUUGGUUAUACACCCUGGGUGUGCUUUGUAGUAUUUCUGGCCAGUGUUGGUGGUCUUUACACAUCAGUGGUGGUGAAGUACACAGACAAUAUCAUGAAGGGCUUCUCUGCUGCAGCUGCUAUUGUUCUCUCAACCGUUGCGUCUGUCUUAUUGUUUGGACUGCAAAUAACGGCCGCGUUUGCCUCUGGAGCAAUCCUUGUGUGUACUUCAAUUUACCUGUACGGACUUCCAAAGCAGGACACAUCCAAAGUGACCAGCCAAUUCAAAGACAAAGACACCGAAUCCAAACAGAAACUGAUCACUGUGUGAGUCACAAACUCCCAGCAGAAGAUUCUCCAAUGCAGGAGAACAAGGUCUGCUUAGGACUCCUUGAUUUCUGGGGAGCUACAGGAGAUCAUGCACUGGAGAGGAUUACAGAGCCACUUUAUAAACACUGAGUUAGGUUGCCCCUAUGUGCAGUUUGACAGAAAUUAGUUUCUGUUCUUCUUUAGUGUAGAUCUCUUUCUUAUACUCACAUGGAAACAGCUGUACUAUCAGUUUCCAGUACAGCUAUUUAAAAGUAAUUUGAUGAAAUCAAUGUUUUGUGCCAGAUUUAAGCCAUCUUUCAAUAACCAGAUGUAUUGAGAGUGACCCUUGGAAGUUAGCUGCUGGUAAGGUUUGUAAAUCUAAUGCAGUCAGUGAAGUCAUGAACACAUAUUUGGUGUUAAAUGGUUUACUUUUUUUGGGGGGUUUUUUUUUUUUUUGGUUUUUUGAAGGACACAUAUCUGUUCCAUAUAAAAGAGGGUUUUCAUUUUCCAUCAGUAUUUAAUUUACUCUGUGUGUGCAGUAUGUCUUAAAUCCAAGUCACAUUUUGGUAAUUCUGACUGUAUUCAUAGGAAAACAAACCUGAAAGGAUGUUGCAUGUUUGAUCAUGUCUCUCCAAUGUCUUGUCUUUUGUAUCACGUCAGUGUUUAUUUGAAUGCUAUUUUGAAGCUUUUAUUAAAUCUGAACUAGAUUAAUUACA
Melanotaenia boesemani (Boeseman's rainbowfish) is the source of this 1897-nucleotide messenger RNA. RefSeq names its product solute carrier family 35 member A1 (gene slc35a1). Gene Ontology annotation, molecular function: pyrimidine nucleotide-sugar transmembrane transporter activity. NCBI's taxonomy places the organism in Eukaryota, Metazoa, Chordata, Actinopteri, Atheriniformes, Melanotaeniidae. Gene Ontology annotation, biological process: pyrimidine nucleotide-sugar transmembrane transport. The transcript has 8 exons. Bases 184 to 1203 code for a protein of 339 amino acids. The record is from RefSeq and is a predicted model, not a curated record. Gene Ontology annotation, cellular component: Golgi membrane.